Molecule: messenger RNA, 2309 nt
Organism: Ictalurus punctatus (channel catfish)
Lineage: Eukaryota; Metazoa; Chordata; Actinopteri; Siluriformes; Ictaluridae
Gene: hsd17b12a
Product: hydroxysteroid (17-beta) dehydrogenase 12a
Exons: 11
Coding region: 131-1090 (319 amino acids)
Cellular component (GO): endoplasmic reticulum
Molecular function (GO): oxidoreductase activity
Source: RefSeq, a predicted model, not a curated record
UGUUAGAGGAGUUGUGGGGGUGUGAUGCCACAACCUGCUUAUAAAGGGGCUCGCACGUUGUGGCUCUUAAUCAUUGCAUAUCGCUUAAUUUCGUGGGUUAGACUGCACGCUCGCUCGCCCAGGCGUCUACAUGGAGUACUUGAACGUGGUGAAGAUGCUUCAGCUUGCUGAGACUCCUCUGUAUUGGGUCGGUGCAGUCACCACGGCCUCACUGGCGCUGUGGCUUCUCUACCACAUCUUCUCCGGCUUCAGGAUAUGGGUGCUAGGAAAUGGAGAUUUGCUGUCCCCUAAAUUGGGGAAAUGGGCAGUUGUAACAGGAGCCACAGAUGGAAUUGGGAAAUCCUAUGCGGAGGAGCUUGCUCGACGAGGAUUCUCCAUAAUGCUAAUCAGCCGCUCACAGGAGAAGCUAGACGAUGUUGCCAAGUCUCUCGAAAGUCUGUAUAAUGUGGAGACAAAGACCAUUGCUGUGGAUUUUGGUCAGAUCGACAUUUAUCCUAGGAUUGAUGCGGCACUUGCUGGGCUAGAAAUAGGAGUCCUUGUAAACAAUGUUGGCAUUUCCUACACUUACCCUGAGUUCUUUCUGCACAUCCCUGACCUGGACAAUUUCAUUAACACAAUGAUAAAUGUCAAUAUAACUUCAGUGUGUCAGAUGACUCGUCUGGUAUUGCCCAAAAUGGAAGCUAGAGCAAAAGGUGUGAUUCUCAACAUCUCCUCUGCUAGUGGCAUGUACCCAGUUCCACUGCUCACUGUCUACUCCUCCACCAAGGCUUUUGUUGACUUCUUCUCCCGUGGACUUCAAGCAGAGUACAAAUGCAAAGGGAUUAUUAUUCAGAGCGUGCUGCCUUUCUACGUGGCCACCAAAAUGACCAAGAUCAGGAAACCCACUCUGGACAAGCCUACUCCCGAGCGUUAUGUAGCUGCUGAGCUAACCACUGUGGGGCUACAGGACCAGACAAAUGGUUAUUUCCCUCAUGCAGUCAUGGGCUGGUUGACCACUGUUCUAGUUCCUUACAAACUGGUCAUUUACUUUGGCAUGCGCAUGAACAAGGCUCUGCGUGGUGGUUACCUCAGGAGGAGAAAGCUGCGAUAGCUCGUAGAUGUCGUCUAAAGGGAAAUGACGAACCACGUCCAAAGUGUCCUUUCCUUAGUGUUUGCUUAGUAUGGGUAUGAAUGCCUGACUUUUGUAUCAGUGUUUGAGUAGUUCUGUGUCGAGGCUUUUGUAUUGAAAGUCUCCUUAGACAAACCUCUUGAUGUUCUUGUAAGAACUACUGACCACAGUGGUCACACUGACAUGUUGAAUGAUGUAGUUCAAACUGGGCUUUUAAAUUGGUGAGUUUCUCUUUUGGCUUGUGAGAUUUGGGAAUGGGUGUGUAACUUAUAACUAACAGGGUCUAAAGAGUGUUGCAUUGGUGCAUGGAGGGCUGUUUUCACUGCUGUUCUAAGCAGACUGUAUUUGAAUGGAGAUGGGUUUCAUAAACAUAUGGUUCUGUGUAUAAAAGCCACACGUGCACCUGAGUACUUGCUCACUGUUGCCAGUUCCCUGUUAUGUUUGUUUACAAUGAUUCAGAAGUUAAAAUGUAUACAUUGUCUUUUCUUUAGCUGUUGAAUGAUCUUGAGUAUUGGCCUUUUAAAUUUUUUUUUUUUUUUUUUUUUUUUUUUUGUCUUUUUACAUUUUGUACCCUUUUUCUUAGUAUUUAUGAAAUUGGUGGUGGGGUUUUGGUGUUUUAUGUUUACUAGAUAUAUGCAAUGGUGCUUUUGUUUUAUUAUUAUUUUGAGCCAUGUUUGACACACAGUUAAUCACUGAUCAUUCAGAAUAAUGUGCCUUAGAAAUAUACAGGAAUUUGCUAACUAUUAAUGGAGAUCUCUACCAGCUGCUAUUUUGUCUCAAACGUAGCAAUGCACUUACUGCCUUUUCUUUUCUUUUUCUUUCUCUUCAUCUUUUAAAGAACUUUGACCAAAUAGUGUACUAUGCCAUGUGAGGGUCUCUUUCUUUCUUUUUUUUUUCUUUUUUUUUUUUGUUUGUUUUUUCUUUUCUUUUUUUUUCCUUUCCUUAUUUAUCAUUAAAGGUCUCGAUUUAGGGGUCUUCCUAUGUCCCAGAUUUGACUCUCCAUUUGACUUUUGUUGAACCAAAGCCGGUCAGAUGAAAAUGCUCAGGUAUUUGAGCCUUGCUGGUUGUAUCACAGGGAAAACUUGAAUGUUUACAUUCCAAAAUAUUUAGGCAUGGAAUACAAUGUGUGCCUUUGUUCCACCAAAUCAUGCUUGUGUAUUUAAAUUUAGUUUUGUCUUUUUCAAAUAAAGAUGUGAUUUUA